CGACACCCCAGCACAAAAAUAAUCACAGAAAGGACCCAAAAGUUAAGCUGGAUUCUAGUGAACCGCCACCAUGGGGAGAAGUUUCCUAAUAUCUUGACCCUUGUGGACCUGCUGUUGACGAUCCCAGCUCACAGUGCCGACUGUGAGAGAGGUUUCUCUCACAUGAAGAUCAAAUCCGACUGGAGGAGUUCUCUGUCCCCUGACUUGAUGAGAAUUACCCUGCUAUCACCACCAGUGGAGGAGUAUGACCCAACAGCAGCCAUGGAUUUGUGGUUCAUGGGAGGAGAGUGGAGCAGACGGCCAUAUGCCAGCGUUACACAGCAGGAAUCUUCCAACAGUGGCACUGAUAGUGACUAAUCACACAGAUUGAGAGUGACUUUUAAUGAUAAACUG
Molecule: messenger RNA, 393 nt
Organism: Gigantopelta aegis
Lineage: Eukaryota; Metazoa; Mollusca; Gastropoda; Neomphalida; Peltospiridae
Exons: 1
Molecular function (GO): protein dimerization activity
Source: RefSeq, a predicted model, not a curated record